This is a messenger RNA of Eurytemora carolleeae, 721 nucleotides long. RefSeq names its product nuclear cap-binding protein subunit 2 (gene Cbp20). Gene Ontology annotation, cellular component: nuclear cap binding complex. Gene Ontology annotation, molecular function: RNA cap binding. The record is from RefSeq and is a predicted model, not a curated record. The coding region runs from base 202 to 558 and encodes 118 amino acids. The transcript has 6 exons. Lineage: Eukaryota; Metazoa; Arthropoda; Copepoda; Calanoida; Temoridae. Gene Ontology annotation, biological process: mRNA cis splicing, via spliceosome.
UGUUUACGAAGUACUUAUAACUUCUACUUUUUUGUUAUUAAAAAUAUCAGUUACGAGGUUUUGAUAUUUUUAACUUUUUUGAUCAUAUCUUGAUAAUUGAGCAAAUUUAAAUCGAGCAAAUUGAUUAAUUGAUUGAAAAUAAUUCUUGCAUAACUAGCCGGGCCUCGAUUACAGAAGAGUACAACUUUGUACGUGGGUAAUAUGAGUUUCUACACAACGGAAGAACAACUAUACGAACUGUUCAGUAAAUGUGGAGAGGUUAAGAAGAUAGUGAUGGGCCUGGAUAAAUUCAAGAGAACCCCCUGUGGUUUCUGUUUUGUUGAGUACUACGUUAGAGAGGAUGCUGAGAAUUCUAUGAGAUAUGUAAACGGAACCAGAUUAGACGACAGAAUUAUUCGAACAGACUGGGAUGCAGGAUUCAUUGAGGGUAGACAAUAUGGCAGGGGGAAAUCCGGGGGUCAGGUCCGAGACGAGUAUAGAACAGAUUUUGACAGCGGACGAGGCGGCUAUGGUAAAAUCGUCCAGCAGAAGUUAGAACAACCUGACUUUUUGACGUAACCACAUCCAUCCGACGAUACCGUAUGGGGUUCUCUUUCAAGAAGGAAACCUUGGCAUAUUUCUAAACCGCAGAUUCUCAACUUUUUUUCUUUUUUGUCUCAUUUUUGUCCUCUGCAAUCAUACCUUUGUAAAAAUACUUGAUUGUUUUGUUUAUAUUUUCAGA